Messenger RNA from Linum tenue, 1990 nucleotides. NCBI's taxonomy places the organism in Eukaryota, Viridiplantae, Streptophyta, Magnoliopsida, Malpighiales, Linaceae. The record is from the annotation of a GenBank genome assembly.
UCUCUUUUGUUUUUUCUCUUCCAAAGUUCAGCAGCAGCAAGCAGAAUAGGAGAAAACGAACGGAAGGAGAAGAAGAAAGAAACCAUGAAGUACGUCGUCGUGACCGGCGGCGGGAUGAGCGGGCUCGGCAAAGGCGUCACCUCCAGCAGCGUCGGCGUCCUCCUCCAGGCCUGCGGGCUCCGCGUCACCUGCAUCAAGAUCGACCCUUACCUCAACAUCGACGCCGGCACCAUGUCCCCCUUCGAGCACGGCGAGGUCUUCGUCCUCCAAGACGGCGGCGAGGCCGACCUCGACCUCGGCAACUACGAGCGCUUCCUCGACGUCACGCUCACAAGCGACAACAACAUCACCACCGGCAAGAUCAACCGGACCGUCAUGGAAAAAGAACGCAGGGGAGCCUAUCUAGGAAAGACCGUACAGGUGGUCCCCCACGUGACGGAUGAAAUCCAGGAUUGGAUCCAGCGCGUGGCCCACGCGCCCGUCGACGGGAAGGAAGGUCCUCCCGACGUCUGCGUGAUCGAGCUGGGCGGGACCGUCGGCGACAUAGAGUCCUGCCCGUUCGUCGAGGCGCUGGCCGAGCUCUCGUAUCGAGUCGGGGACUUCUGCCUGAUCCACGUCAGCCACGUCCCCGUCCUGAGCGCCGUCGGCGAGCAGAAAACGAAACCGACUCAGCACAGCGUCCGGACGCUGAGGAGCCUAGGGUUGGCUCCGAACAUCCUGGCGUGCCGGAGUAACUCCCCGCUCGAGGGCUACGCGCGGGAGAAGCUGGCGCGGUCGUGCCACGUGUCGUCCGGGAGCGUGCUGAGCUUGCACGAUGUCGGGAAGAACGUGUGGCGCGUCCCGAUUCUGCUGAGGGAUCAGAAGGCUCACGAGGCCGUGCUGAGGGUUUUGAAUUUGGAUGUGAAGGAGCCUGAUUUGAAGGAGUGGACGGCUAGGGCUGAGCUUUUUGACGCGUUGGUCGAACCGGUUCGAAUCGCUUUGGUUGGGAAGUAUAUGGGUCUAACCCGUAUUAAUAAGGAUGCCUAUUUUUCCGUUGAGAAGGCGCUCCUGCAUGCAUCGGUUGCUCUCCGGAAGAAGCUCGCCGUCGAUUGGGUUCCCGCUGAGGAUCUCGAAGAUGGAACCGCACAAGAGAACCCUAAUGCUUACAAAGCUGCAUGGAACAAGCUCAAGGGAGCGGACGGGAUUCUGGUUCCCGGAGGAUUCGGCGACAGAGGCGUGGAGGGCAAAAUCCUCGCCGCAAAACACGCCCGGGAGAACCGGAUCCCUUACCUCGGCAUCUGCCUGGGGAUGCAGGUCGCCGUCAUCGAGUUCGCGAGAUCGGUCCUCCUCGACAUGCAAGACGCCAACAGCACGGAGUUCGACGCCGAGACGAAGAACCCGUGCGUGGUGUUCAUGCCGGAAGGAUCGAGGACCCACGUGGGCGGCACCAUGCGGCUAGGCUCAAGAAGGACCUACUUCCACCACAACGACCACCACGACGUGGGCUGCAUGGCCGCGAGGUUGUAUGGGAACGUGAGUUACGUGGACGAGAGGCACAGGCACAGGUAUGAGGUGAAUCCGGAGAUGGUAGCGCGGUUUGAGGAGGCGGGGCUUUGGUUUAGUGGAAGGGACGAGAGCGGGGAGCGGAUGGAGAUUGUGGAGCUGGGGGAGCAUCCGUUCUACGUUGGCGUGCAGUUUCAUCCGGAGUUUAAGUCGAGGCCGGGGAAGCCUUCUCCGGUGUUCACGGGUCUGGUAGCAGCAGCGUGUGGACAGCUGGAGAGUGUGUUGCAACAAAGCCACGGGGAAAGCAAUGGGUUCGAGAAAACCGAUGGAGUUGGAAAGGUCGUCGAAAAGUAAGUGUUGGCGCCAAGGAAAAUUAGGAGUUUUGGUAAAUUUUUGGAUUUUAAGAUUGGAGGAUUAUGUUGGAUUUUGUUAUUUCAGGGUUUGUGUUGGAUUUCGGAAGUUAGUAGUUUAACAAGCAAACACGUUGUCGCUAUUAUUAACAUAUCCA